Trichoplax adhaerens is the source of this 387-nucleotide messenger RNA. RefSeq lists its product as uncharacterized. NCBI's taxonomy places the organism in Eukaryota, Metazoa, Placozoa, Uniplacotomia, Trichoplacea, Trichoplacidae. The record is from RefSeq and is a predicted model, not a curated record. The transcript is spliced from 3 exons. The annotation marks the transcript as partial.
CCUACUCCUCUUGACGUAGAAAGCUGGAAAAUAUCAUUUGAUAGGUUGUUACAUUGUGCAGCUGGAAUAAAGCAUUUUCAAGAAUUUUUAAAAUCUGAAUAUAGUGAAGAAAAUCUGUUGUUUUGGCUGGCCUGUGAAGAUCUUAAAGAGGCAUCAGAAAAUGAUAUACACUAUAAGACUAAAAUAAUUUAUGAUAAAUUUAUUUCAACAUCUUCACCAAGCGAGGUAAGCUUAGAUGGUCGUAUGAGAGAUGAAGUAAUUAAGAAUUUAAUAGAGCCUGACAAGAAUAUCUAUGAUGAAGCACAGAGACAUGUAUAUAUGCUAAUGAGAUACGAUUGCUAUCCAAGAUUUAUGAAGUACAUUACUCAAAAAUUCAUCAAAGCAUAA